UAGGCAAAAAAAGUUUCAAGCUUUAACGGCUUCGCGGUCACACUCAAAAUCCGGCGUCUUAAGAUUUCCGCGUUUUUUUAAUUUAUUUUCCGUUGUGAGUAGACUAAACUCCUGCAAGAUGUCGAUGUUUUGGGGUCUGAACAUGAAGCCUGAGCGCAAGUACUCGCAGACGAUCAUCAAGUCGUUCCACAUUUCCGGCGUGGCCCUCGACAAGGGCCAAGAGGCAAAGUUGUACCUUGCCGCCGAGAAGCAGGAGUACAUCGUGGCCACUGUAACCAAGGCCAUUCCUCAGGUGGCCCUGGUUAACUUCAGCAAGGGCGAUCGCAUCAUGUUCUACACUGCAGGCGACGCCAGCGUUUCUCCUGGCUACUUGCACGACAUUGAUUCCGACGAUGAGGACGAGGAUUUCAGCCUCGAGAAAUUGCUGAAGGGCAAGGAGGGCAAAAAGAGCAAGAAGUCCGAGGAUGAUGAGGAGGACGAGAGUGGAGAGGAGGAAGAGGAAGAUUCCGAGGAGGACAGUCAGCUGAUUGGGGAGUACGAGUCUUUCCUUGAGAACGGAGGUGAUGAUGAUGACGAUGACGAUGAUGAGGAGGACGAUGAGAGCGGAGAGGAAGAGGAGGAGGACAGCGACGAAUCCGAGGCUGAGGAGGAGCAGCCUAAGGCCAAGGUUGCCAAGCUGUCGCCCGGUGCCAACGCCAAGAAAGCCGGCAAGGAGCAGAACGGCGUGGCCAAGAAGGAGGAGACCAAGCAGCCAAAAAAGAAGGAGAAGCCCGAGGCCAAGAAGGAGAAGGAGCAGCCCACCCAAGAGCAGGCCAAGCAGCAGCCAGCUGCUGGAGGAGAACGCUCCCUCUCCGGCGGUGUAAGUGUGGAUGUGCUGCCCGGCAAAGGCGAAGAGGCCAAGCCGGGCAAACGCGUCUCUGUCUACUACACCGGUCGCCUGCAGUCGAACAACAAGACCUUCGACAGCCUGCUGAAGGGCAAGCCCUUCAAAUUCGCCCUGGGCGGCGGCGAAGUCAUCAAGGGCUGGGACGUGGGUGUCGCCGGCAUGAAGGUGGGCGGAAAGCGCCGCAUCAUCUGCCCCCCGCACAUGGGAUACGGGUCGCGAGGAGCUCCACCUAAGAUCGGCCCCAACUCGACACUCGUCUUCGACGUGGAGCUGAAGGCAGUGCACUAAUCGUGUGCAUCACAUCAUAUAGACUCGUAAUCAUGUAGCCAUUAAGUCUCCGCGUCGUACAACUUGAUAAAAUGUUAAAUAAACCACUGUUUUUGCACGCUGUUCAUCAAUCAAA
Molecule: messenger RNA, 1289 nt
Organism: Drosophila suzukii
Lineage: Eukaryota; Metazoa; Arthropoda; Insecta; Diptera; Drosophilidae
Gene: Fkbp39
Product: FK506-binding protein 39kD
Cellular component (GO): chromatin; nucleolus
Molecular function (GO): peptidyl-prolyl cis-trans isomerase activity
Source: RefSeq, a predicted model, not a curated record